This is a messenger RNA of Quercus robur (English oak), 1698 nucleotides long. Its product is annotated as protein NUCLEAR FUSION DEFECTIVE 4-like. The coding region runs from base 1 to 1698 and encodes 565 amino acids. The record is from RefSeq and is a predicted model, not a curated record. NCBI's taxonomy places the organism in Eukaryota, Viridiplantae, Streptophyta, Magnoliopsida, Fagales, Fagaceae. Gene Ontology annotation, cellular component: membrane. The transcript has a single exon.
AUGGCUGAGUUGCAGAGCUGUGGUUUGGCUCGUCAUUUGGUGACCGGUAGGUGGACCUCGGUUUUUGCCUCGUUUCUGAUCAUGGCUGGUGCAGGUGCAACUUACCUUUUUGCAGUCUAUUCCAGUGACAUCAAGAAGAACCUUGGAUACAACCAAACCAUGCUGAACACAAUGAGUUCUUGUAAGGAUAUUGGUGCUAGUGUAGGGAUUGUGUCAGGGCUUAUUGCUGAGAUUACCCCCACCUGGUUUAUACUCCUCCUUGGCUCAUUGACCAACUUUGUAGGCUACUUUAUGAUAUGGUUGGCUGUGACAGGCAGGAUUGCAAAGCCACAAUUUUGGCAAAUGUGUUUCUACAUUUUCAUUGCAGCCAAUUCUCAGAAUUUUGCAAACACAGGUUCUCUAGUCACCUGUGUCAAGAAUUUUCCUGAGAGUCGAUCUAUUAUGUUGGGUCUGUUGAAAGGGUACGUGGGGCUUAGUGGCUCAUUACUUACACAAAUGUACUUAGCCAUAUAUGGUGAUGAUUCUACCUCAUUGAUCCUAUUCAUAGGCUGGCUGCCUGCAAUUAUAUCGUUACUGUUUUUGUAUACCAUUCGUGAAAAAGAGGUGAAGGUGAAGCAAUCAAAUGAGGUGAAUGUUUUUUAUCAUUUCCUCUAUCUCUCAGCAGCACUAGCUGUGUUCUUGAUGGCAAUGACUCUGACCCAACAACGUGUUAACUUUUCGGCAACAGCCUAUAUGGCGAGUGCCAUAGUUGCUUGCGUUUUUGUGUUCCUUCCUGGCGUGGUGGCCAUAAGGCAAGAGGUGUUACUGUGGAGGCAAAUAAGAGAGCACCCAAAUGACAUAAUUAUUGAGAAAUUACAACUGGAUGAGCUCCAACAAAACCCUUCUAAGAAAGGAGAAGAGCCUAAAAAGUCUUUCUUUGCUGAUGUAUUUAACAAGCCAUCCAGAGGGGAAGACUAUAGCAUCUUACAAGCAAUAUUCAGCAUUGACAUGUUGAUUAUAUUUAUUGCCACACUCGUUGGACUUGGAUCAUGCUUAACAGCCAUUGACAAUCUAGGACAAAUUGGAGAGGCCCUUUUAUAUGAGCCAAAAACCGUGAAGACCUUUGUAUCAAUGAUUAGCAUUUGGAAUUACUCAGGCAGAGUCUUCUCUGGGUUCAUAUCAGAAAUCUUACUCAUGAAAUAUAAGGUUCCACGUCCAGUUCUUUUGUCAGCUGUGCUUUUCCUCUUAAGCAUUGGACUCGCUAUGAUCGCUUUUCCCUUCCCUGGUUCAAUCUAUGUGGCAUCUUUGAUCAUCGGUUUCACAUUUGGUGCACAAUUACCAUUGGUUUUUGCUAUCAUUUCUGAGAUCUUUGGGCUCAAGCACUACUCCACGUUGUUCAAUUGUGGACAAAUGGCAAGUCCAAUUGGGUCAUUUCUAUUCAAUAAAGAGCUCACUGGAAGGUUAUAUGACAGAGAGGCAAAGAAGAUGCCUGGAUUGGGGGGCGAAAAAAAUAAGGUUUGCAAAGGGGUUCAGUGUUUUAACAUAUCUUUUAAAGUUAUGGCUCUUGCAACAUUAAUUGCAGCCUUCAUUUCGGUGAUUUUGGUGGCGAGAACUAAGGAGUUCUACAAAGGUGACCUUUACAAGAGGUAUAGAGGUGAGACGUACAUCAGUAUUGAAGAAGAGGAAAAGAAGAAAGACACAACAGCUGCUGCUAAGUGA